ACUGCGAGUUCCAUGAAAUCCUCCAGGUGCUCAUCGCUACUUUACUAGUUUGUUGAGUUAAGUAAGGGUGGGAGCAAACUGUUGGCUCUUCCUUCAAACUCCCACGCCCCCAGAGGCCCAGUAAAUGCCCAAGAGGGGUUAGAGGCUAUUGUAAACACCUCGGAAGUCGGACCCCCAACUCCCGGCUGCCUCCGAGGCCAAGACUGUGAUCAGGAGCCUUUUCUAUGGAAGAUGAACCAAAAAAAAGUAUGUAGCAGUGGAGUUGGGGGAAACUCUUAGGAUCGUGAACUCAGGGACUCAGAUUCCCCAGUGGUCUGCGACCACCUGAUCCACCCGCUUCGCUCCUCCUCUGCAUAUUUUACAGCACUGACACCCGGGAGGGGGAUUUUUGUAUCGAAUUCAUAGGCAAAGAGUUCUAGGCCCUCACUCCUGCUUGCCACGAUCAGAUUACUUUUCACAGACUGGAGUUGCUGAGAGGUGGGGUAUUUACUUUUAAUUCUUUUAUGUAUGUUCAGUUCACCUUGUGUGGUUGGGUGUGGAAGGAAGGGAGGGGGAUUUCCAAAUGGGGUGAGAUUGCCAUUCCGUGGGUAUUACCCUGCCUGUGGGGUUGGCAGUCCUUGAAGUUUAGCAAGUCUGCAAAUAAGUACAGAACACAAUAGAGUCCCCCUCCCUUCCUCUCCUUUUUUUUUUUUUUUUCUUUUCCUGCCUUCAAAAGCCUUCUUCGAGGCUGAAGCUGGGCAGGUCUCCAAAGGUGCAGCAGCCACAACAAUUCUCGCAGUUCCAAGCUAAGCAGCAGUUGCACAACUUCCAGCAACUCUCUUAGCUGGUUACUAAUGAGCUGAAAGCCAGGAACAUCUGAGGAGGUGAGGAGUAAGCUUCUAACCCUCCUCCCUUUACCCCAGAAAUCCAGGUACCCCCACCCCCCCACCCUCAGAUAACUUUUGAGAUAAGAUCCUUUCUGUUCAAUUGCCUGUUGGACCAUGGCUCCCUUUGGAAGAAACUUGCUAAAGACUCGGCAUAAAAACAGAUCCCCAACUAAAGACAUGGAUUCAGAAGAGAAGGAAAUUGUGGUUUGGGUUUGCCAAGAAGAGAAGAUUGUCUGUGGUUUAACUAAACGCACCACCUCGGCUGAUGUCAUCCAGGCUUUGCUUGAGGAGCAUGAGACUACAUAUGGAGAGAAACGAUUUCUUCUAGGGAAGCCCAGUGAUUACUGCAUCAUAGAAAAGUGGAGAGGCUCAGAACGAGUUCUUCCUCCACUGACUAGAAUCCUGAAGCUUUGGAAAGCAUGGGGCGAUGAGCAGCCCAAUAUGCAAUUUGUUUUGGUUAAAGCAGAUGCUUUUCUACCAGUUCCUUUGUGGCGGACAGCUGAAACCAAAUUAGUGCAAAACACAGAAAAACCAUGGGAGCUCAGUCCAGUGAAUUACAUGAAGACGUUACCACCAGAUAAGCAAAAAAGAAUAGUCAGAAAAACUUUCCGGAAACUGGCUAAAAUUAAGCAGGACACAGCUUCCCAUGAUCGAGAUACUAUGGAGACCUUAGUUCAUCUGAUUAUUUCCCAGGACCAUACUAUUCAUCAGCAAGUCAAGAGAAUGAAAGAGUUGGAUCUGGAAAUUGAGAAGUGUGAGGCGAAAUUCCACCUUGAUCGGGUAGAAAAUGAUGGAGAAAAUUAUGUCCAGGAUGCUUAUUUAAUGCCCAGUUUUAGUGAAACUGAGCAAAAGCUAGACUUGGAGUAUGAUGAAAACCAGAUUAUUGAGGAUCUGAGUAAAAGUGGUAGAAUCCUACAGCUGGAGGAACGACUAACAUAUUACAGAAUGCUCAUUGACAAACUCUCCACUGAAAUAGAAAAAGAGGUAAAAAGUGUCUGCAGUGGGAUACAUGAAGAUGCAGAAGGGGCAGCUGCAAGUGAACUUGAAAGCCUAAAUUUAGAAACUGUUAAGUGUGAUUUGGAGAAAAGCAUGAAAGCUGGUUUGAAAAUCCACUCUCACUUGAGUGGCAUCCAGAAAGAGAUUAAAUACAGUGACUCAUUGCUUCAAAUGAAAGCAAAAGAAUAUGAGCUUCUGGCCAAGGAGUUCAGUUCACUUCAUAUCAGCAACAAAGACACAUGCCAGCUAAAGGAAAACAGAGGGAAGGAGUCGGAGGUCCCCAACAGCAGUGGGCAGGUUCCUCCCUUCACUCAAAGAGUAUUUAAUGUAUAUACAAAUGACACGGACUCAGACACUGGCAUUAGUUCCAACCACAGUCAAGACUCAGAAACAACUGUGGGGGACAUGUUGCUAUUGUCAACUUAAUUUGACUGGCUUCUUUCUGACCUACUUUACUGUGUUCAUGCUUGUUUAAUUUAAUAGGAAACUUUACGUUAAAUAUUACAUUCUGAAAGAAAUGUAAAUACUGUUAAAAUAUUCCAUAGUUAAUAAAAACUAGAGAAAGUGUAAGUUUGUUUUUGAUUUAAGAUAUCCAAGGUGACUUAAUUAUUCUAAGUACAAAUGAUGAACUGUUUAUUAGGAGUCUAGCACAAAUAGCUUGCAAGUGUAUGAGAGAAAUAAUUUGGUGGGGGUUAUAAUCUUCCAUAAUUUAAAAAAAAUUAUUUAUAUAAACUUUACUUCUUAAUAUUAGACAGUCAAUAUAUUCAAACUACACACAUGAAUAGGUAAAAAUGCUAUAUUUUUCAGUGCUGUAUUAUUGAAAUUGUUAAAUCUGUAAAGUACAUGACAGCUACUCUAUUGUAACUAUAUUAAUUGAAAUUUUGGUUUGUCUCAUUGAUACUUAGAAAGUACAUUAUCUCUGUCACUUCUGCACUUCUCUGCCUUCCCAGACCUAGAUCGCAGGAGUGGGGAAGGGCUGUUGGUGGGACACGGACAAAGACCAGCAGUGGAUCAGACUGGGGUAUUGAUGAAAAAGGGCCAAGUCCUGCAUGCAACAGCGAUUUUUCCACAGAAGCCUGAAGUUAUAUGUAUGUGCUUUCUCCAGCUAACAUUGCCAGUCUUCAGAUCAAACCAGUGGUCUGUGCAGCUUCAUUAUUUGAAUGAGGUACCGUAUGGGUUACAGAGGAAAUCACCUGGUCAUAGUCCUGUUUGUUUACUCCCUACAAAAAUUGAAGGGGUGCAACUCGGGGUCCUUUGUGGGGAUAAAAUAGAACUCUGUAGGCCAUUUUGUCUGGCCAUGUGGAGGGGAGCUCACACGGACAAACUUUUAUUCUGCUACACUAUAAUUCAGAUUGUCCUCAUUGUGCUUUGUCUAAGGUGCAAACAAACAAAAAAAAGUAUGAGCUCAAUCCUGUACCCCCAAGCAUUCUAGUAAAUAUCCAACAAACUGGAUUAUUUACAUCAUGCCUUGACUAACUAACAAUCAUUAUAAUGUGAGACUGCUUGGAUUUGCCCAGGUUUCAGUUAGGAAGUUCCUGUCUUUUUUCCUUUUUCUCUCUUUUUUCUCUCAUUUCCUUGCUUGUGGUCAGUGAACAUGUGCUAUGAUAACAGUGGAACAAUUUUAUUGUACUGCUAAGUGAAUGCCACCAGAGUUUAUUCAUUUCUUUAGCCGACACCUCCCUUAGAUGUCAGUACACAUGUACGUAGAAAUAUUUUACUUAUAUAUGAGUAACUGAUACAUGAAUAUUGGUUAAGAUUUCCACAAUUUUUCAUUUCUUCCACUUUAGUCUUAUGCUUACUGUGUAGUCCAUCUUUUAUUUCACUUCCUUAACUUAUUUUUUCACUGCUCCAUCACCCAGACUUUUCACCAAUCUUCAGGAAAAUAUUUAAAAUUCCACUUUUGAGGCGCAUCUAUGCUAUCAUUUCUUGCACCAAGAUAUUGCUGAAUGCUUUAUUUGAAGUUGGCUGGUAAGAAAAGUUCAUUACAGAACCAGUACAGUGAUAAAGAGUAUAUAAUAAUGCUAACAUGGGUUUAGUUUUUUUAAAAAUAAGAAGAGAUUUGAAUAGUCAUCUAAAAAAGGGUAAUUUAUCUGCCUAAUAUUCUAUUAAAUCAUUCAGUAAUAUGGUAUAUUUAUUGUUAGUUUUGGGGAUUAAGUUUAGAUCAUCAUCAAUGACAAAAUGUAAAUCUGUUUUUCUGAACUAAAAGUAGUCUCUUUGGAUUACUCAAGUAAGAAAAUAAUUUUUAAAAAUACUUAUUUGAUAUAUAAUUUGCUUAGUUCUCUGAAUUAAAAAGAUGGUCCGAUACAAAAUACAACCAGACAGAGAAUUAUAGUUUAGAAACUUUGAAUUAACUUUUGCUUUUACACAGUUAAGCCCAGUGACGCAUUAUGAAAACCAGUUUUUCCAUAUUUUUACAGUAAAUAAUGUUAAAAAUUUAUGUGUGAAUAAAGUACAAUUGAGCUUUAAAUUCAGUCUAGAAUUUUCAUUUCUCCUUCAGUUAUACAAAUAAAUUUGUGCUUUUGUUUCAUGACAAUAUUAAGUCACCAAUUACCAUGGUGAGUCUCCAAUUUAGAGUAGUAUAUUAAUAAAAAUAAAAAUAAUAAAAUACCAUGACUUCAUCUUUGGAAAUUGAACUAGUUUUUAUUAAGUUAACUGAGAAUUUGAACUAUGAAUAUAGAAUUUAAUAUAAACUUUAAUAUUUUAAUACUUUAUAGAAGCUUUAAAAUAAAGUGUUUAUAAAUUGAGCAACCCUACAGGUUAACUGUGCAAUUGCUAUAUGCAGCUUGAAGUACCAAACCAAACUUACUAGUCUUCCUUCCUAUAACAAGAAUUAGAUUUUCACCAACUGUGCCUUGUCUGUCAUUCCACUUAGAAUAUCUCUUUUCUCCAUCUGCCAUACAGUGCAAUUCUACCAAUUCUGUCUGUAACGUAUCUCUUCUAUGAAAUAUUGUUGCAUUCAAUCAAGUCAAAUAUUUUACUUCUGAGUACACAAAUAUUUUAGGUGUAUUUUUCAGAGAGGAGCAUUUAUAUUGUGGCUUAACUUAUAUUUAUUUACAUACUUAUCUAACUUUCUUUCCCCAAUAUAUUUUGAUUGUCUAAUUACUUUGUCUUUUAUCUUGUUAACCGUACUUCCUCCAAUCAACCUUUUGCCUCUCCUAAAUUUUUGAACUGAAUAAAUUGCUAAAUUUUAGAAUAUUUUACAGUUACUAAAUUGUGACUUUUUUAAAAAAAUGGUUUUUUACCUUGUAAAUGAUGCUUACAUGUUUUAUAUAUAAAUAUAUAUUUUAACAGACUUAAAACGUUAACAGUAAUUCUACUUGUAAAUUUUUUGGGGAAGGCACCAAAUCUUCAUAUUAUAAAAAAUUUAUAAUGUAGUAUCUAUUAUUUUAUUUUAAAUUAGCAGUUACUGGUUUAAAGCAAUGCAAAUAGGGGUCUUUUAAAAAAGCCCCUUAAUAGUUAAAUUAUAGUAUUUUUCUCUGCAUUUUA
Phyllostomus discolor (pale spear-nosed bat) is the source of this 5348-nucleotide messenger RNA. It is a transcript of the gene RASSF9, whose product is annotated as Ras association domain family member 9. Gene Ontology annotation, biological process: signal transduction. The record is from RefSeq and is a predicted model, not a curated record. Bases 981 to 2288 code for a protein of 435 amino acids. The transcript is spliced from 2 exons. NCBI's taxonomy places the organism in Eukaryota, Metazoa, Chordata, Mammalia, Chiroptera, Phyllostomidae.